UGUAGCAUUUAACUAUGUUAGGAAUGCCCAUUUCUGUGAAAAUUAAUCAUGUUAUUUUUUUCAUUUAUAGUCAUAAUCACUACCACAUGGUACCAGGCAAUGGUACAAAAAAUUCAGAAUUCCUUCUUCUGGGAUUAUCAAAGGAACUAGAACUGGAGUCCCUCAUAUUUGAGCUUUUCCUCUUCAUGUACCUUAUCACUGUGUUUGGAAACCUGCUCAUCAUCCUGGCCACCAUCUCUGACUCCCACCUCCACACACCCAUGUACUUCUUCCUCUCCAACCUGUCCUUUGUAGACAUCUGUUUCACCUCCACCACUAUCCCAAAAAUGCUAAUGAAUAUACGGACCCAGAGCAAAGUUAUAACUUAUAAAGGCUGCAUCAGCCAGAUGUAUUUUUACAUAUUCUUUGCAGUGUUGGAUGAUUUUCAUCUAACUGUGAUGGCCUAUGACCGCUUCUUGGCCAUCUGUCACCCCCUGCACUACAUGGUCAUCAUGAGCCCACAUCUCUGUCUACUGCUGGUUUUGGUAUGCUGGUUCAUAAGUGCCCUGCAUUCCUUGUUAGAAAGCUUAAUGGUGUUGCAGCUGUCCUUCUGUACCAACCUGGAAAUCCCCAAUUUUUGUGAAAUCAAACAGGUAGUCCAACUUGCCUGUUCUGACACUUCUCUUAAUGUCACAAUUAUGUAUUUUACCGCAGUGGUGCUGGGUAGUGGUCCCCUUGCUGACAUUCUUUACACGUACGCUAAGACAGUUUCCUCCAUAUGUGGAAUCUUUUCAGCUCAGCGGAAGUAUAAAGCAUUUUCCACUUUUGUGUCUCACCUAUCAAUUGUUUCCUUAUAUUAUUGCUCAAGCCUAGGAGUGUACCUUAUCUCUUCUCCUACCCACAGCUCACAUUCAAGUGGAACAGCCACAGUGAUGUACACUGUAGUCACACCCAUGCUGAAUCCCUUCAUCUACAGUCUGAGGAAUAGAGACAUUCAGGGUGCUCUGAAAAGAGUCAUUCACAUGGUAGGUAUAAAAAAGCAAAUUUUUCUUGGGCUGAAGAAGAGCCCAUGA
Molecule: messenger RNA, 1052 nt
Organism: Diceros bicornis minor
Lineage: Eukaryota; Metazoa; Chordata; Mammalia; Perissodactyla; Rhinocerotidae
Product: olfactory receptor 7A10-like
Biological process (GO): G protein-coupled receptor signaling pathway
Cellular component (GO): membrane
Molecular function (GO): olfactory receptor activity; G protein-coupled receptor activity
Source: RefSeq, a predicted model, not a curated record